This is a messenger RNA of Salvia splendens (bonfire salvia), 846 nucleotides long. RefSeq lists its product as uncharacterized. The record is from RefSeq and is a predicted model, not a curated record. NCBI's taxonomy places the organism in Eukaryota, Viridiplantae, Streptophyta, Magnoliopsida, Lamiales, Lamiaceae. Bases 1 to 846 code for a protein of 281 amino acids. The transcript has 2 exons.
AUGGGGAAGGCUGCACCCACCGCACCACCACCACCACAAGUCCCAGAGGAAACGAUUUCUCAACCGUCUACCGCUCAUGCAGAAGCCAAACUAGUUACUGGCGAACCAGACAAAAACAUCGCGGUGGCCGAAGAACAGGAACACGGUACAAAUCUGGUUGCGGAGAUGGAGCAGGUUACGCUAGUUGAGGGGGAAACCCCUGUUAUCUCUGGUGUUGAUGUAGUCGAGGGGGCAACCACUGUGGUGUUUGAAGAAGUCAGAAAGGGGGAAACCCCAGUUGUUGGUGAGUUGGAGGAGGCAACCCCUGGUAUUUCUGACGAUUGUGUUGGGGAAGAGACCACAGAAAGGAUAUCGGGCGGAGAUGCCCUAAUUUCUGAGAAAAUGGUUGCUGAGGAGAAAACCCCUGUUUACAUUGAGGGGGCAACCCCUAUUUUGUCUGUGGAGGGGGAAGCCCUCAUUACUGACGACGGAUCAGAGCCCAAGGAGAGCGGGCUGGAAUUGGAGAUCGAGGAUCUCGCUGUGCCCGCAGGAGAGGAAUUCCACGUCUUAGGAACGGAGUGUGAGCUAGAGAAAGAAACCCUUGGAUCUGACGGGGAAGCAGACGAAGAGGAGGAGCGCCGUCUGGCGGCCGAACAGAAAAGGAAGGGAAAGCAAGCUGCUGCUUCCCGGGUCAAGAAGGCUAAGACGACUGCAGGAAGCAAAUCUGAGGAAGUUUCGCUCCCGACCCCAACUAAGGUUCCUUUCGCCAAGGAACCUGCCGGCCCUCCUUCGUCUAGCGAGUCUGAUGAGGACGAAAUCGAAGUGCCCGAGGAGAUAUUGAACUUGAGCCAGAAGAAGUCUGGCUAA